Messenger RNA from Sorex fumeus (smoky shrew), 1925 nucleotides. It is a transcript of the gene NDOR1, whose product is annotated as NADPH dependent diflavin oxidoreductase 1. Gene Ontology annotation, cellular component: cytosol. The record is from RefSeq and is a predicted model, not a curated record. The coding region runs from base 30 to 1823 and encodes 597 amino acids. The transcript has 14 exons. NCBI's taxonomy places the organism in Eukaryota, Metazoa, Chordata, Mammalia, Eulipotyphla, Soricidae. Gene Ontology annotation, molecular function: FMN binding; flavin adenine dinucleotide binding; NADPH-hemoprotein reductase activity.
CGCGGGAGCCUGGCCUGGGAGGCGCCGCGAUGCCGGACCCGCGGCUCCUGGUGCUGUUCGGCAGCCAGACGGGCACGGCCCAGGAUGUUUCGGAGCGGCUGGGACGCGAGGCCCGGCGCCGGCGCCUCGGCUGCCGCGUGCAGGCCCUGGACGCGUACCCGGUGGUGAAUCUGAUUAACGAGCCCCUGGUGAUAUUUGUUUGUGCCACCGCAGGCCAGGGAGAUCCCCCCGACAACAUGAAGAACUUUUGGAAGUUCAUAUUCCGGAAGAAUCUGCCGCUCACUUCCCUCUGCCAACUGGACUUUGCGGUGCUGGGCCUUGGCGACUCCUCGUAUGCCAGGUUCAACUUCGUGGCUAAGAAGCUGCACCGCCGGCUGCUGCAGCUUGGGGGCAGUGCCCUCCUGCCCGUGUGCCUAGGAGACGACCAGCACGAGCUGGGGCCAGAUGCCGCCAUGGACCCAUGGCUACAGGAGCUGUGGAACAAGGUGCUGGAGCUGUACCCGUCGCUCCUCGGCCUCCACAUCAUCCCCCCUGGGACCCCCCUGCCCUCCACUUUCACCCUGCGCUUCCUUCAGGAAGCCCUCACACCUCUGUCGGAGGAGCAGCCUGUAGUUCUAGCAGCCCCCUCGAGGCCCCCUUCCGAGAACCAGCCCUUCCUGGCACCCAUGAUCACCAACCAGAGGGUCACUGGCCCCACGCACUUCCAGGACGUCCGGCUGAUUGAGUUUGAUAUCACAGACUCUGGACUCAGCUUUGCUGCUGGGGACGUGGUGCUGGUCUGGCCUGAGAACACAGCUGAGAACGUGCGCCGUUGCUGCCGGGCGCUGGGCCUGCACCCUGACCAGCGCUUCACACUGCAGCCCCAGGAGCCAGGCGUCUCCUGCCCUGUCCGGCUGCCCCAGCCCUGCUCUGUGCACCACCUCCUGUCCCAGUACCUGGAUAUUGCCAGCGUGCCCCGCCGCUCCUUCUUCGAGCUCCUGGCCUGUCUCUCGCCCCAUGAGCUGGAGCGAGAGAAGCUGCUAGAGUUCAGUUCUGCCCAGGGCCAGGAAGAGCUGUAUGAGUAUUGCAACCGGCCACGCAGGACCAUUGUGGAGGUUCUCUGUGACUUCCCGCACACCGCCAGUGCCAUCCCCCCAGACUACCUAUUGGAUCUCAUCCCCCCGCUGCGGCCUCGGGCCUUCUCCAUUGCCUCUUCUCUACAGGCACACCCAAACAGGCUGCAGAUCCUCGUGGCCGUGGUGCAGUACCAGACACGCCUCAAGGAGCCACGCCGGGGCCUCUGCUCCUCCUGGCUGGCAUCUCUGGAUCCUGCCCAAGGAGCAGUCCGCGUGCCCCUAUGGGUGCGGCCUGGGAGCCUGACCUUCCCGGACGGCCCAGGAACACCCGUGAUCAUGGUGGGGCCAGGCACAGGGGUUGCGCCAUUCCGGGCAGCCAUCCAGGAGCGCGUGGCACGGGGCCAGAAAGGAAACUUCCUCUUCUUUGGCUCCCGCCGGCGGGACCAGGACUUCUACUGGGAGGCUGAGUGGAGGGCGCUGGAGGAGAGAGGCUGCCUGACCUUGGUCACGGCCUUCUCCCGGGAGCAGGAGCAGAAGGUGUACGUGCAGCACCGGCUGCAGGAGUCCGGCCCGCUGAUGUGGGAGCUGCUGGACCGCCGGGGUGCCUACUUCUUCCUUGCAGGGAACGCCAAGCUCAUGCCCGCGGCCGUGUCGGAGGCCCUAAUAUCCAUCUUCCAGGAGCAGGGCAGGCUCUCGGGCCCCGAGGCAGCCGCCUACCUCGCCAGGCUGCAGCGUGAUCUGCGCUUCCAGAUGGAGACGUGGGCCUGAGGGCAGUCCCCUCCAUGCUGGACUCUGCCAGGGCCAGGGGUGCCCCCACCGUGACCGGAAGGCCCCAGGCCCUCCGCUACAUCCUGUGGCACCCCGUGAUGG